Messenger RNA from Trypanosoma cruzi, 795 nucleotides. RefSeq names its product mucin-associated surface protein (MASP), putative. The transcript has a single exon. Lineage: Eukaryota; Euglenozoa; Kinetoplastea; Trypanosomatida; Trypanosomatidae. Bases 1 to 795 code for a protein of 264 amino acids. The record is from RefSeq and is a predicted model, not a curated record.
AUGAUGAUGAUGACUGGCCGUGUGCUGCUGGUGUGUGCCCUCUGCGUGCUGUGGUGCGGUGCCGGCGGUGGUGGAUGUUCUGAAAAACCUCAAGUUUCUCAAGACAUUACGCCCGUUAAUGACAAUGAUUCUAAAAACGGCAACGAUUCCAGAAGUGGCGCUGGAGGAGAUGGCCAAAACGGUAAACAGGCAGAGUCACAACAAACACCCGCACCGCCGGCGUCAGGAUCACAGGGAGCGGCACCGAAAGCGAGCCCGUCACCGGCAUCACAAUCCGAAGGAGGAGGAGCACCAGAAACGGCAAGUACAAAGAAGGGCAGCAAGCGUCAAAAAACAGAAGGUGAAAAGAAAGAAGAAGAAAGGGAAGAGGAAGAAGAGGAAGAAGAGGAAGAAGAGAAGCAAGAGGAAGAGGAUGAUAAGAAAGAAGAGGAGACAAAGAAAGAAGAAGAUGAUGCCGACGCCACAGAGGUGACCUCAGCAGGCGGUGAAGAGCAGCCAAAUUUAUCAUCUGGUGCGGCAAGAGCAUCGAAUAUAACAAAUCCCAACAGCACCCAAACAACUGGAGACGAUGAUCCAGCAGCUGAUGGUGCAGGGACACGAGAAGAAAAACCGGAUGAAAAUAAAGAUGCCAAUCCGAAAGGAACACCAGUCGAAGCCACAGCCAUGAAAACUACAACGGCGACGACUGGCGACAGUGACGGCAGCACCGCGGUCUCCCACACCACCUCCCCUCUUUUGCUUCUUCUUCUGGUUGCGUGUGCGGCUGCUGCUGCGGUGGUGGCCGCGCGAGAGUGA